AUGCAGGAGACUUCCAAAGAGAUACCCGCGGGCUCUUUGCCUAGGUCAUUGGAUGUUAUUCUUCGUCAUGAGAUUGUGGAACAUGCAAGUGCCGGUGACACAGUGAUUUUUACUGGCACUGUAAUUGUCAUACCGGAUAUAUUGGCAUUGGCAUCCCCUGGUGAGAGAUCAGAAUUCCGCAGGGAAGCUUCUCAACGCAAGGGUUCUUCAUCUGGAAAUGAAGGUGUGAGGGGCCUUAGGGCUUUCGGAGUCAGAGACCUCACCUAUCGUCUGGCUUUUAUUGCCAACUCUGUUCAGGUUGGCUAUUUGUGUUUUAUUAUUGGUUUGUUAAAUUUUUAUGAUGUAACCUUAGCUGUGAUUGAUGUGUUUUCUGAAUGGUUUGUCCCAGAUUUGUGA
This is a messenger RNA of Lathyrus sativus (Indian pea), 396 nucleotides long. NCBI's taxonomy places the organism in Eukaryota, Viridiplantae, Streptophyta, Magnoliopsida, Fabales, Fabaceae. The record is from the annotation of a GenBank genome assembly.